Messenger RNA from Toxotes jaculatrix (banded archerfish), 4266 nucleotides. RefSeq names its product eva-1 homolog Ba (C. elegans) (gene eva1ba). The coding region runs from base 744 to 1235 and encodes 163 amino acids. NCBI's taxonomy places the organism in Eukaryota, Metazoa, Chordata, Actinopteri, Toxotidae. The transcript has 5 exons. The record is from RefSeq and is a predicted model, not a curated record.
AGGGAGAAAACUCUGUUGCUCACUCCGUCUCCAACUUUGAAAGGAAGUUACCACCUCUUCCCCAGACUUUGUACACGCAUGCUUAGAGAGACACACAUGCUCUUCAGGACUUCACCACAGCAGCAACAGGGAAUCAACAGAAACUGUCAGGACUGCUUGUAAUGCUCUGUGUGUGUGUGUAUGUGUGUGUGUGUUUUCUUAAAUUUGGAGGGAAAGAAGACAAAGAUCUGCAGUUUGCCAGAGGCUUUCUGUGUGGACUGAACAAUUUCAGAAGGACGUUUUUUUCUCACUGACCGGGUGGCCAAAUGAACUGUUUAGCCUGAGGACCAAAGAUCACGGGCCCUGAUCCAACAGUAAGGGAGAGAAAGAGAGAGGAGCGUGAGCAUUUUGCAUCCAUUCUCCAAUGUCUCAUCACACUAUGAGCUGGUACUGAGGGCGUGCUCCAAAGUUUCAUUUUGUGAAGGCUGUCAUGAUUCAGAGAGAAUGGCAAGACCCAGAGUGCCAUGUGCCAAAUGCGUUAUGAUGAUUCCAGAUGAAGCCAGUACUUAAAGAGGACACAGAAGAGCUUUUGUUUGACACUUGGAGACUUCAUCCCACCCACUCUGAGGCAUGUGAAUAAGUGCUGUGGUCAGUGGGUUUGACAUCCAAGUGCCGCACAGAAUGCAACACUGAAGGAAGGGUGCUUGACUUAAAGCACCUGGGAGAACAUUAAUGGGUGCGAAUAAUACAAAGCCGAGAUCGUCAUGGAUGUGAAGAAAAAGGAAAUGGACCUCCUGAGCAACAGCAUAGCUGCUUAUGCACACAUUAAAGCAAACCCAGAGAGCUUCGGCCUGUACUUUGUGCUCGGAGUGUGUUUCGGCCUGGUGCUAACGCUCUGCCUCCUGGUCAUCCGCAUCUCCUGCAAGCCACGGACCAACAUCGCCCCCUCCACGCCUGAGAAAAAACAGUUAAAGGACAUCAGCGAGGAGGAGGAGGAGAGUGACGAUGACGAAGAUGAAGAAGGGGACGAUGUAGAGGCACCGGUCCCUUUGCCCAGCACAGAAAUCCCUGUUGGUAAUCAUAGCAGCCAAUCAGAUGGAACGCUGAGUGUGAACGUAUUUACUUCAGCUGAAGAGCUGGAACGGGCACAGCGACUGGAGGAGAGGGAACGUAUCAUACGUGAGAUCUGGAGGAAUGGCCAACCUGAUAUCUUGGGGACAGGAACAGGGACUAUUGGAAGAGUGCAUUACUACUAAGAGGCUACAAGGGAAACACUGUAAACUCUGUGAAAGAGUGACAAAGACCUUUCCUAUCCCUGCAGCCUGCAAGACUUGAGAAUCUUAGAUACAAAAUGGAAAUAGGACAAACAGUGAUGUGCCACAUUUGAUAUACUUGGCUCUGACAGAGCUGAACUUUGAGAUAUUGCACUUCUUAUGAAGCAAUGUUAUUUUCAACUGACUACAUGAACUUACACCACAAGGCUGAUUAAUCCAUAUGGACAAGAGAUAAUAUGAAAGUGGGAGCUGAUGGACACUUGAAGGAAUCAGUCUAUUAAAAUGAAUGGUGCUUAAGGACAGAAAUGCACACAACUAGGUUUAUGUAGGCUAUGUAAUGGCUGAAGAAGGAAAGCAUAAGGACAAUGUAUGUACUGUAAGUUGCAGAGAAGAUUAUUGGUUUGCAGUGAAAAGGAAAAGGAAAUUACAUUGAACAAACAAGUCAAUCAAUUAAAAUUGGAGUCUUUAAUUUAUAAGUACGUUAUCCAUGUCUGUGUUUUCAGGGAUAAUUCCACCAGAGGAAAUGACAGAAUCAAAGUAUUAAGCUGAAACAAUUUACUGUUGUUUCUCUUCAUAAUGGUCAAAUGUCAGAGAAAUAUACAACAGAGCUCUUCUUCUCCAUACCUCUCAGCAAUGGGAAAAAAAACAACAAAAAACUGAAAAACAAAACAAAACAAAAAACAAAACAAAAAACAAAAAACAAAACAAAAAACAAAACAAAACAUAAAGUCUACUUUUAUCUGUAUGAUUAAAGGAAAGGUCAUUCUUUGUCAUUUGUUGUUUCUGCUCAAUGUCUCAGUCUUAAACCGUUAAAAAAAUGCAGUUUUAUAAUAAAAUUUCUGGGAACUCCAACACAGUCUUGUGACGGCAGAUGUUUGUACACGGCUCUGAUGGAGUCGGGGUUGUAAAGGGAUGUUCUGAUAAUGUGUAUAAGAUAACUUUGAAUGAAAAUAUUUCUGUUCCUCUUUUUUAAAAAAAAUGGGAAAAUUUGGAAUGCGGUCACAUGGACAACUCCGUACCGGAAGUAACGCCCCCUUUUACAGGCGGCCAGUUUAAUCAGGAACGCCGUGGCCUCACCUGUAAGCACCUGCUCAGUCGUCUGCUGCUUCUGCUGGAUUUUGUAGACAAACCUACAAGCUAAAAGCUCAACCAUGUUACUUAAAGUCGGUUUUAUGGAUUAAAAUUCCGUAUUUGCGUUGCAUCCCCGCUGUUGGUAAUAGUACCUGUCCCCCAACGCCACUUCAAGCCGGAAGUCAGAGUUUUCCCUCGCCUGCGAACUUGGGACCACAUAACAAAGCUAAGUACGAGUUGUUUAUUCUAACGUGUAUUGUGAAAGAUGUCUUGGCUCUGUUGAUUUGCUUUUCUGUGCUUGGCAAUGAUUAUAGCCACAGAAGCAGUGAGAUUCUGUGGGUUGCUUAGUUGGUUGGUCCACUAGCUACUGGAUGGAUUGAUUAUAAAUUUUCCUUUAGACGUUUAUGUUUAUGUCCCCGCCCCCUCAAAGAUGAGACAGACAACAGUAAGUCCUUUUCCUUCAGCCCCAUGAUUGACGUUUUUUGGUUCUGAGUAAAUAUCUCAGCAACUUUUACAUGAACUGACUCCAAGUUUGGUACAGACAUCCAAGGUUCCCAGACAUUGCAGUCCCCUGAUUCUUUUUAUACCACCACCAGUGCUUUGACAUUUUUGGCUCUAAGUGAAAUGUCUUGACAAUAAUUUCAAAAAUUUGACACAGAAGUUCAAGCUCAUGCUCCCCAUGGAUUGCAGUAACUUUAGUGAUCCCCUGACUCCUCAUCUAGUUCCACCAUUCAGUCAGAAUUUAGAUUUUUCCUACUACUUUGCUUUGUUUGCAAAUACCUGCUAAUGACAUUCCCAUUGGUCUCAGCUGUUUUUGGUGCUUGGUGCUAAAUACAGAUAAUAGGAAACACGCUAAACAAAGAUGACUGCAAAAAAAUCAUCAUUAACUUUGGCAUUGGCAACUAACUGACAAUAGCAUUUAGCCCAAAGCACAAAGUAUAGAAUUGCUAGUGUGGCUAUAAACUUUUGUUAACGUCAGUCUGCUUACCUGGCUGUCUUUUUGCCUUGUCUUGGAGUUUGCUGGCUGCUGAUUUGUGCUCUUUGCUGUUUACACUGUAUUUGCUGGCUGCUUUUUUGCUCCUGCGCUAUUGAUUCUCCUACUGUUUGUCCUCGAUGCUGUUAAUAUUUGUGUAUUUGCUGGCUGAAUUUUCUCUUAUCCUGUUAAUGCUGAAUGUGCAGGCUGCUAAUAUCUGUUCCUAUGCUGUUGUCAUGCUGGCUGCUAAUUUCUUCUUCUUGUGAAUGGCUUUCCUGCAGUGGUUGAUCAGAUUUUUCUUUUGGUUCUUCAGCAUCUGCAAUAUGAUGUUUUCAUGAUUUGAUUUAUGCAGUAGUGAUGCUUGAUAUUCGUGUUUGAAUAUUGUGUUUAUUAGGCUGAAUUGGUUUUGCAACGUCCUUUUAUUGUUCUGAUUUAUGAAGUUUGCUGACAGCUCACUGUACUGACUUUACUGUACUGUAUCUAGUAGGGUAUUAUUCUACUCUGGCUUCAGGGAUGUAAACAUGACUGUGACCAAAGGUCAUUAAAUUCAUGAUCUUGGCUUCACAGGAAACUCAACAUGGCUUUUGUCAUACUGAAAAUAGGUAGCCAUUUGCACAUUUUCUUCAGAUACAGUAGGUUAAUUUUAGAGAAAUAUCUCUGUGCACUGACUGCUUGCUUUACUGUUUUUCUCCACUGCUGCUUCCUCUAUGAGUGCAUUGCUUCUUUCUAUCCAUGUACUGAUGGCAUAACAUUAUUUACACGUCUCAGUUUGCUAGAUUAUAUUUCUUGAUUGGAGAAGCUUUGCUUGUUGGCCAUACUGGUACCUGCCCCACAGAAAGACAGUGCUCACUAUGUUCGCUUUGUUGUCUGUGGUGUAGAGGAGGAAUAGUCUGCAAAAAGUAGACUCCACAUAAUAGAUGGUGUAAGUCUCUGUGUCUAAUGUGGUUUUGGGGGAGGAGGAGUGUGUUA